This is a messenger RNA of Plodia interpunctella (Indianmeal moth), 801 nucleotides long. RefSeq lists its product as uncharacterized. Gene Ontology annotation, biological process: endoplasmic reticulum calcium ion homeostasis. Gene Ontology annotation, cellular component: endoplasmic reticulum membrane; endoplasmic reticulum; cytoplasm. The record is from RefSeq and is a predicted model, not a curated record. Gene Ontology annotation, molecular function: calcium channel activity. Bases 125 to 676 code for a protein of 183 amino acids. The transcript has 5 exons. NCBI's taxonomy places the organism in Eukaryota, Metazoa, Arthropoda, Insecta, Lepidoptera, Pyralidae.
CCAUGUCACUAUCACUGUCAGUCACCAGUCUGUCGGGUCGUCGUCUCGCGGAGUACUUAUUAUGUUCUAUACUCAAUCGGAAAAGUGUGAUAAAAAUACUUCACUUUAAUUUUAACAAUUUAAGAUGUGGAGUGAUUCAUUAUUGAUUGUUUUCAUAUCAAUUUGUACAGCAUUUCUCGGUGAAGGUUUGACUUGGAUAUUAGUCUAUAGAACUGAAAAAUAUCAAAAACUGAAAGUAGAAGUUGAGAGACAAAGUAUAAAAUUGGAAAAACGCAAAGAAGCUCAUGGAGACUCCCUAGAUAAACAUCAUAAAAAAAAGAUUGAACGAGAAGAAGAAAGAUUAAAAAAUAACAACAGAGAUCUUUCAUUAGUUAAAAUGAAGUCUAUGUUUGCUAUUGGCUUUGCUUUUACUGCACUUCUCAGCAUGUUUAAUAGCAUCUUUGAUGGAAGAGUUGUAGCAAAACUCCCUUUUUAUCCUAUAUCCUGGAUUCAAGGAUUAAGUCACAGGAAUCUGCCAGGAGAUGAUUAUACAGAUUGCUCCUUUAUAUUUCUGUACAUUUUGUGUACAAUGAGCAUAAGGCAAAAUAUUCAAAAACUUUUGGGAUUUGCACCAUCUCGAGCAGCUUCGAAGCAAGGUGGAGCACUUUUUGCUGCACCGCCAGCUCAGUUCAAAUAGUCUAUAUCAUGUGGUAAUGUUUUGUGAAGGUAAUUGAGUAAAUAUUCGGUGUAAGUGAAGGUUCGCUAUUAAUUAUUUUAUAUAAAUAAUAACUUUUGUUUAUAUCAAUAAAAGUAAUAUAUAUA